Dioscorea cayenensis subsp. rotundata (Guinea yam) is the source of this 1992-nucleotide messenger RNA. RefSeq names its product F-box/kelch-repeat protein SKIP11-like. Gene Ontology annotation, molecular function: protein binding. Lineage: Eukaryota; Viridiplantae; Streptophyta; Magnoliopsida; Dioscoreales; Dioscoreaceae. The transcript is spliced from 2 exons. The record is from RefSeq and is a predicted model, not a curated record. Gene Ontology annotation, cellular component: nucleus. Bases 347 to 1672 code for a protein of 441 amino acids.
GGGGUGGUGAUAAAGGUGCCAAAGAGAAAGAGAUUAAGGCCCUCUCAGGGCCCGGCGCGAAGCUCUCUCUGCGGAGAAGAAUCCAAAGGACGGAGAAGGAGUAGAAGAAGUAGAAGGAGAAGAGAGAGCGAGAGAGCGAGAGAGAGAGAGAGAGAGAGAGAGAGAGUUGUAGGGAAGGGAAGGGGAUUGGUGUUUUGUUUCAAUACGGGUCUACUCUGAUUUAAAUCCAUCCCCAAAAUUAUUGAUAGGUCUUGGAGGGACAAAAGGGAUUGUUCUUUUUUGGCUCAUUUGUAGAGGAUUAGAUCUCUGAAUCCUGACGCUGUGGUCUCUUUUUAGCUCUGGAGACAUGUUGGAAGGUCAAUCCUACAUGAUCUCAAGGGCAGUGCCGAGCUCCUGUGAGCAGGAACCCAAGUGGAUCUACAUGGCUUGCCAGCUCCUUGACCAAUCAAAGAAUAAACGGCAUAUGAAUGAUGAAUCAAGAGAACAAGAAAAAGGGCACAAAAUUAAGAGAAAGAAGUCUCCAAGGAGCCCUCUAUCACCCAAUAUCGAAGAAAUGGAGCCAAAUUCUCUGGAGACCAUUGAAGAAAUGGAGUGUCCUGAUGAGACUGAUGGAAAUGGAUCCGGUGGGGAUUACCCUGAUUCGAACUCCCUCAUCAGCUCGAUUGGCCGGGAUAAUUCAAUCAAUUGCCUUCUCCGCUGUUCUCGAUCUGAUUAUGGCUCUCUCGCAUCACUCAACAAGAGCUUCCGUUCGCUUAUUCAGAGUGGUGAGCUUUACCGGCUCAGACGACAGAUGGGGAUAACUGAGCACUGGGUCUACUUCUCUUGCCAUGUUCUUGAGUGGGAGGCUUAUGAUCCCUACCGUGGUCGAUGGCUGACACUGCCUAGAUUGCCUCAUAAUGAGUGCUUCAUGUGCUCGGAUAAGGAGUCAUUGGCUGUAGGCACUGAGCUCCUUGUUUUUGGGAAGGAAGUAACCUCGCAUAUUGUUCUUAGAUAUAGUAUUCUCACAAACUCUUGGAGUUCAGGUAAGGCGAUGAACUCUCCCAGAUGCUUGUUUGGAUCUGCAAGCCUCGGAGAGAAAGCUAUUGUAGCUGGUGGAACUGAUGCUCAUGGUAACAUAUUGAGUUCUGCUGAGCUUUAUAAUUCUGAGAAGCAGACUUGGACUACUUUGCCGAGCAUGAUUACACCCAGAAAGAUGUGUUCCGGGGUAUUUAUGAAUGGAAAGUUCUAUGUCAUUGGAGGCAUGUCAAGCAACACACAAUUAUUGACAUGUGGUGAAGAGUAUGAUUUGGAGAGGGGUACCUGGAGGCUCAUUCCCAACAUGUCUUCAGGCCUCAAUGGUGCCAGCGGUGCACCUCCGCUCGUUGCAGUGGUUAAUAAUAAUUUGUACGCAGCUCAUUAUUCAGAGAAGGAGAUCAGGAAAUAUGACAAGGACACUAACUCUUGGAUCACUCUCGGGAGAUUACCUGAGAGACCAGCUUCGAUGAAUGGUUGGGGCCUUGCUUUUCGGGCAUGCGGUGAACGACUGAUUGUGAUCGGUGGACCAAGGGUAUUAGGUGGGGGAAUGAUUGAGCUUCAUUCAUGGAUACCUAAAGACGGGCCUCCAGAGUGGACCAUGAUAGCCAGUAAGCAUUCUGGAAGCUUUGUCUAUAACUGCGCUGUUAUGGGUUGCUGAUUAGAUUUAUUGAUCCCGCAUACACCGGCAUUCCCUAUCCAGAGGGAGGAUGUACAAGAUUGGUCUGUUCGAAGGCAUAAAACACUGAUUAUGCCUAAUGGGUAAUCUCUGCCAUUUUGAGAUUUCAGAUUUUACUCAAGGUUUAAUAGAACGAUGUCUUCUAUGUAACUCUUGAGUUCCUUUUUUUUUUGUUACCCCCUCAUUUAAUUUUCAGCAAAAUAUUAAUUCUGCGCUAUUAUUCUGUUAAAAUGGAGUAGAGAUUUCGGAUCAUGCAUUACUGUGAUGGACUAAUAAUUCAAUGAAGCUGAUGACUUGAUUAA